Elaeis guineensis (African oil palm) is the source of this 1436-nucleotide messenger RNA. RefSeq names its product microtubule-associated protein RP/EB family member 1C. The record is from RefSeq and is a predicted model, not a curated record. Gene Ontology annotation, molecular function: microtubule binding. Lineage: Eukaryota; Viridiplantae; Streptophyta; Magnoliopsida; Arecales; Arecaceae.
UAGAACCGGAAAAUCUCCAAAGCCCGCUCUCCUCCCAAAUUGAAGAACAAAUUUCCAAAACCCUACCCCAAAUAAAUCCCCCAAUCUCCCUCUUGCGAUCUCCCUCUCGCUCUCGCGCGGCGAUUCUUUUCGUCUUCUUUCCCUGCGAUCUUUGUUUUGAGAUGGCGGCGAAGAUCGGGAUGAUGGAUUCGGCCUACUUCGUGGGGCGGGGCGAGAUCCUGGCCUGGAUCAACUCCACCCUCCAGCUCAAUCUCUCCAAAGUCGAAGAGGCAGCAUCGGGGGCGGUGCAGUGCCAGCUGAUGGACGCGGUGCACCCGGGGGUGGUGCCGAUGCACAAGGUGAACUUCGACGCCAAGAACGAGUACGAGAUGAUCCAGAACUACAAGGUUCUCCAGGAAGUCUUCAACAGGCUCAAGAUCACCAAGCAUAUUGAGGUAAGCAAGCUCGUGAAAGGAAGACCCCUUGAUAACCUUGAAUUCAUGCAGUGGAUGAAGAGAUACUGUGAUUCUAUCAAUGGUGGUAUCAUAAACAAUUACAAUCCUAUGGAGAGAAGAGAUGCUUGUAAAGGUGGGAAGGAAGCAAACAAAAGGACAGCACCUACGCAUGCUUCCAAAUCUGCAUCUGCUGCCCCCAAAGCUCAAGCAUCACACUCCACCCGGAAGAAUGAUGCACAUUCUGCAAAUGCAUCACAUAAGACUGCAAAACCUGCUACUAACGCUGGAGGACAAGCUUAUGAUGAGCAGAUCACUGAGUUGAAACUUUUGGUUGAUAGUCUGGAGAAAGAAAGGGACUUCUACUUUGCAAAAUUGAGGGAUAUUGAGAUCUUGUGCCAAAGCCCAGAGAUAGAGCAUUUGCCUAUUGUUGGUGUCAUCCAGAAGAUAUUGUAUGCUACAGAUGACAGCCCCUCCAUCAUGGCGGAAGCACAAGCUGUGUUGAUGCAGCCGCAAAAUCAGCAGCAGCCACUGAGUCCCAUCCUCGAGACAUCAGAAGAGAAACCAAAGCAGGAAACGCAAAAGAGAAAGAACAUCUCUACCAUAGAGGUUGACAUGGCAGCCAGCUCGACAUUGUCCCCAAGACAAAGGCUUUCUGACAUCUCAGACGUUCAUUACUGUGGAUCACCACUAACAAACUGCUGAAAAUUUUGAGUUGAAUUCAGGUCUGCCUGUUGGUUUCCAAGAUGGAACCUGGUUCUCAGAUCUUACUCUCUAUGAAGUUGCACCGAGUUAAGUGGAUCUGCUUGCACCAACUGUAGGUUUUCUACCAUGGAAGGGAGAUGCCUCAUGGAUUCUGAGAUCAGACCUCCUGAUAUUUGUUUUCAUUGUUUGCUGUUAUUUUGCCUCCUGGAUUCUGGUUUUAUACUGUUAGUUUGGGUGUCCUUGUCAAAGAGAUGUUAUUGCUAUAGCUUAUAAGUUAUUCAUGUUACUUUUAUGCUUGCU